This is a messenger RNA of Alternaria atra, 630 nucleotides long. RefSeq lists its product as uncharacterized. The transcript has a single exon. Gene Ontology annotation, molecular function: acetolactate decarboxylase activity. Gene Ontology annotation, biological process: acetoin biosynthetic process. Bases 1 to 630 code for a protein of 209 amino acids. Lineage: Eukaryota; Fungi; Ascomycota; Dothideomycetes; Pleosporales; Pleosporaceae. The record is from RefSeq and is a predicted model, not a curated record.
AUGGUCGGCUCGAUACCAAACGACAUCUUCCAGUUCUCCACUUACUCAGCCCUCAACGCCGGCUUCAACCAAGGUCAACCACGGACCGCAGACCUGACUUCCCAUGGCACUGAUGGCAUUGGUGUCUAUGAGGAUGGAAGUCUUAUGAUUCUGAAAGACCGACAAGCAUACGCACUCACCAAAGAUGGCAAAGCAAAACCAGCGCCCAUGAACGCACGUCUCCCUCUCGCGUUAGUUACAGUCUACCAACCAAGUUUCCGCCUGAAGAUUCCGUCGAUUUCAUUGGAAGCCUUCGACGAGCUCGUCUCGUCCAAUGAUGUGGGUCCAGCCAAAGGUGUCAACACUCUCAUGCCCUUUAAGAUCGCCGGUCAUUUCGAUUCAAUAGAGUUUGAAGAUGGGCCCAGCAGGAGCGCAAUCGAUGGCACGAUAUUUGGUUAUGUGGUACCAGCUUGGAUGAAGGCUAUUAGUGGACCGCGGAUUCAUGCACAUUUCUUGGAUGCCAGUGAAGAGGUUGGAGGGAAGAUCACGGAUUUUAUGAUGGCCGAGGAAGCUGUGUUGAGUUUUGCCAAAUGUGGAAGGUUUCACCUGGGUUUCCCACAGGGUGAAGAGUGGGAGGAAAUAAAGUUGUAA